Molecule: messenger RNA, 3065 nt
Organism: Triticum urartu
Lineage: Eukaryota; Viridiplantae; Streptophyta; Magnoliopsida; Poales; Poaceae
Source: RefSeq, a predicted model, not a curated record
UCUGGCGUCUUGCCGCUCUUGCCCUGCUUUCUCCCCUCUGUCCUCACCUUGUUUUCUCGGCCACAUCUUUCUUCUCUUCUCACUUCUUCUCCUCAUUCCCAUCCAAUCCCUCUUUUGCCUCUCUUGGUCUUCUACUUGCUUUUCCUUUCUUGUUUUUGGGUUCCAGUUCUCUCUCCUUCUCUCAUGGAUGGCCAAGAUCUGGAUGAGCAGCAAGAAAAUAGAGUGCUUAUGCUGCCUCGUGAGUCUAUACAGCCAGAUCCUGGGAUUCAGCUCAGCAUGCAAAGUUUAUCCAUACAAGAUCCAGAAGUGCUUCAUAUUCAAGCAGAGCAAAGUAAAGAAAAUCAUGAGCAGGAUGCAAGGUAUAAUAUCUUUAUGAAGCUUGCUGUUACCGGAGGAUCUGCAAGAGUGCUUUCUCUUCAAGCGGUGCAGCAAUCUAUGUCCAGGGCUUGGAGAGAUAAUUAUCAUGGAAUCUCACAGCUCUCCAGGUACAUAUUUGUUGCCCAUUUUCGCUCUUUGGAGGCAGCCAUGUUUGUGAUUACUCGUCAACCUUGGAGUAUGGGCUCAGAUAAUUUCUUGCUUGAGUGGAUGGACCCAGAUGAACAGAGUAGGAAUAUUCAGGAUUAUAAGUUCGAUGCUAUCUUUGUUACUCUUCGUGUUUAUGGUGUUCCUAUGAGAUUUAGAUCUCCUGAGCUUCUUAACAAGAUUUUGCAAAGUGUUGGUCAGAUUUCUGAGUUCCACCCAUUUAGCCAGGCUAUGCUUCAUGCUAAGACAGACUAUAUGUGGGGUACAAUCAAGGCUAAGGUAAAUGUUCCAGUUAGAGAUAAGAUUUGGGUGUCUUUUGAUAAAGAUCUUCAUGCUUGGGUAUACCUGUUCUAUGAGAGGAUUGGUCGUAUUUGUACUUUUUGUGGAGUGAUGUUUCAUUCAGUUCAGCAUUGCCCUACCAGAAACAACUUGCUUAUUUCUAAGCAUAGGCUGCAAAUUUCUCUGGAUCAAAUUCCAUCUGUUAGAUUUGGACAGUGGAUGGUUAAUAUGGAUCUCAUACCGCAACAAUCUUUAUCUGAUAUGCAGAAGGAGUUUGAUUCUUUUUCAACCUUUCAGAAUCCACAGCUUGCUCGUUUGCAGAAACUGUUUUUACAAAAUUCCCCAACUAGGUUCAAGAUGCAAGUUCAGGGAGACUCUUCAGUAAGGGUUCAUAAGGAAAAUAAUAAGCUGAUUCAGAAUGUGCUGCAAGCUGCUCAGGGUCAAAGCGGUGCUGCAGUGAAUUCAGUUGGAGUUAGUUUGACUGCACCUACUGAAAUUAAUGAAGAUCUACAAGAUAAGCGGUGCAAUUACACAGGAGGCAGUACAGUUCAGCUGUGUACAGCUCCAGCUCACCAGUCUGUUAUUUUGUCUGUCUUGGCUCAGAAAGAGAGUACUAGUCAGUCUGUCCCAUUAUCACAUUCUCUUCUGAAUCCCCCGUGCAUGCCUGCUAAGGAAUCAAACAUUCUUGGACAGCAGUUUGGGCUAGAUAUGGGGCUGCAGCUCUCUCAACCCAGUCAAAUGUCUUUAGGACAGUCUAGUACUUCUACUCUGCCUUUGCCUGUUAUCCCUUUGUCUUCAGUCCUAGAUUCCACUCGUCAGCAUGAACCUGCUAAUUCUGCUACACAAUUCACUCAAUCUAUUUGUGCUACUGCAAUUUCCUCUGCUAUGGAAGACAAAUCACCUAAUGAGAAGGGACAGUUUAUUCCACUUUCCAUUCACAACGCUUCUCCUUCCUCAUCUCACCAUCUUCCACCAUCCUCUCCAAAAUUUAGUCCCAAGAGGCCAUCUACUUCGCUUGCUGGUUUGACUAUGCCUCCUCCGAAGAGGAUUGGCGUGCUUGGCAAUGGAGGCUCGGAUCAAGAGCAAGUCGGAUCUGGGGCGGUGGUGCAUCCAGUCGGACGCUGUCCUCGGUCUUCGGGGCAUGGUUUCGAUGGAUCGGGUGUCCUCGAAGCUCCUCCCUCUGGCCCUCUUAUGCUCCGUCCCACAGCUCCAAGUAGACAUCUGGGUACUGCCACAUCUGCCUCUGCCGGACCCGUCUCUCGUGCUCCUACUAGAGUUACCUCUCUCUCUGCCGGUAAUAAACUUGUCUCUUCUCGAUCCGUAGCAGUUAAGGGGGGCCGCGGUCGAUUUGGGCCUAGCAAAUGGGAAACUUCCUCGUUCGGAGGAGCUGGAGGUAUCCGUCCCAAUCUCAGUGGGUUUACUUGCCAUCGUACUGGUUCUGCCUCUUGGCACCGUGUCAGUUAUGCCAGUCAAAUGGGCAAUAGCACUCUUAUGUGUGGAAGCAGCAGUAAGUCUUUGGCAAGCAUGGAUUUCCAAACCGCUUCUGAAUAGGGCAGAAAUUGUGUGAUACAAAAUGAAGAAGAAGCAGCUUGCUACGAUCCAUGGCCAAUCAGGACGCCUUCAGGCUCUUUUAUAGCAGAUUCAGAUAACACUCGCCUAGGGCCUUUCUCUCCUCCUCACGAAGAUUGCCUCAACAACUCGAGUAUGGAUGUUAAUCUUAGAGGCAGUCAUAAUGGAUCCAGAGCUCAGGCCACAAUGGAAGCUCAAGAUAACCUUAGCCCCUCUUGUCAAGGUGAUACAAUUGAUCGUAGGGGUAGCCACAUGAUAGAUGAGGUGAAUUUCGAUGGCCAGCAGAAUACCAACUUGGCUCACUACUCUUCUUGGGCAGCGGCGCAUGGCCCUAACGCGCCUCGGGCGCCAUGAGGGCAAUUUCUUGGAAUUGCCGAGGUAUGGGCCGGAGCCUCGGCAAUGAUCGUAUGCUCUUUCUGGCCAACUUGAUCCGUGCUACUAAAGCUCAGGGUGCUUCAGGAGGUCUCUGGCUUAUGUGGACGGAUGACCUUAAAGUUUCUGUUAUUACUUAUUUUGUAUAUAUGGUGAUCCCUAUCAUCGUCAAACUAAUGCCAUCUGGAGUCAGAUUACCACUUUUGUGUAUGAUAACAUUGGUACUCCCAUGGUAUGAUGGGUGACCUAAAUGACGUUCUGUAUGAUACGGAUGGUUGUAAUGGCAAUGUAAAUUACUUUCGUAUGAAUGCUUUUCGUUCUCU